AUGACCAUUUAUAAUUUUUAUUUAUUCGAUAAAAAUGGAACGCUUUUAUAUUAUGCUGAAUGGUUUAGAGUUAAGCAAUCAGGAAUGACAAGAGAAGAAGAGGGAAAAUUAAUGUAUGGGAUGCUUUUUUCAUUAAAAACUUUUGUUACCAGAAUUUCUCCAAUGGAUGUAAAAGAAGGUUUUUUAUAUUACAAAACAAGCAAAUAUGUUUUGAAUUAUUUUGAAACACCUACAGGUUUAAAAUUUGUAUUAAACACAGACAUUGUUUCACCUAACAAUAGAGAUAUUCUUCAACAAAUCUACAGUCAAAUUUAUGUCGAAUAUGUUGUAAAAAAUCCUUUAUGUUCUAUGAAUGAAGCCAUUGAAAGUGAAUUAUUUAAGACUAAGUUGGAUGAAUUUAUAAAAAGAACUCCUAUCUAUUCUGUUAGAAGUGUUUAA
Molecule: messenger RNA, 438 nt
Organism: Pediculus humanus corporis (human body louse)
Lineage: Eukaryota; Metazoa; Arthropoda; Insecta; Psocodea; Pediculidae
Product: trafficking protein particle complex subunit, putative
Exons: 2
Coding region: 1-438 (145 amino acids)
Biological process (GO): endoplasmic reticulum to Golgi vesicle-mediated transport
Cellular component (GO): TRAPP complex
Source: RefSeq, a predicted model, not a curated record